Messenger RNA from Cyprinus carpio (common carp), 2041 nucleotides. Its product is annotated as polymeric immunoglobulin receptor-like. The record is from RefSeq and is a predicted model, not a curated record. NCBI's taxonomy places the organism in Eukaryota, Metazoa, Chordata, Actinopteri, Cypriniformes, Cyprinidae.
GGAGGAGCCAGUAAAGCUGCUCAUUACUGAUAAAGAGCUGAAUAAAGAGGAAGUAACUAAAGCAGACAGACGUAGAGACAGAGAGAUUCACACAGAGAUCAUUCAGCAGAAAGAAGACUGAACUCAACUCACAAUGAAGAUCCUCCUCAUCUUCCUCACUUUCUACCUGAUCUCAGCUGCAGUGAGAUGCUUUAGCGUCACGGGAUAUUCUGGAGGAAGUGUUCUUGUGGAUCCUGGGAAACCUUGGUUCAGUGCAAAUGUUAAAUGCAUGAAUAAAUUACCUGAGUGGACAAAUAUAAUGAAUAAUACGAAACAUGACAAAUGGAUCAAUGUUGGAAAAUUCACAUUGUUUCAAAAUAAUGAGGGAAACCUCAUGAUCUACAUCAGAGAUUUGAAGGAGCAUGAUGCUGGAGGAUACUGGAUUGGUGUUCUUUACAAGUGGGGUAUAGAUAUGACUUUACAUGUGGAAGAAGAUUCAUGUUGUAAAGUGUCAAGGAGAGUGAUGGUGAAUAUCGGAGAAACUGCCAAUUUCAGCUGUGAAUAUUUACAGAAUCAUAUUAAUAACCCCAAGAUUAUAUUCAAAGAAGAAAAAGACUCUAUUGAGACGAUUUACAGCAAAUGGAAGAAGAAAGAAAGAUUCAGUAUUUCUGAUGACAAACAUAAAAAGAUCUUCAGUGUAAGAAUCACUGCUGUGACACCAGAUGAUGGAGGAGUUUAUUUAUGUGGAGUUUGGAUCAGCGGAGACUCGUACAGUUACUCCAUUAUUAAUACUAUUCAUCUACAUGUUAUGAUGCCUCCAGUAGUGAGACAUGAAGGAGAAUCUGCUGAGAUCAUCUGCUCUUAUGAUUCAAUCUAUAAAUCAAAGCCAAAGUCUCUCUGUAAGGGGAAGUGCUCCACUAGAGACAGAAAUCCUCUCAGUGAGACUGUGAGAGAAGAGAAAGAGACCAAGACUGGCAGAUUGACUCUGAAUGAUGACGUCACUGCAGGUGUCUUCACUGGGACCAUCACUGGACUGACAGCAGAGGAUGCUGGGAAAUACUGGUGUGCAGUGACAUUAGAAACAGAGCUCAAUUAUCUUUACACUCAUCUGAUCGUCAUCAUGAACGAGGAGCUGAACUUGACUAAGUAUGAAGGAGACGACGUGUCAAUCCAGUGCAAACAUCAUGAUGAAGAUCAGAAAAUCUUCUGCAAAGCACAUGAAGCCUCCAUGUGUGUGAAGGAUGGAGUUUCAUUGGAGACGAUCAGAGAUGAUCGAUUCUCUUUCAGUGAUGAAGCAUCUACUGGAGUCUUUACUGUGAACAUCACUGAUCUGAGAGAAGAGGAUUCUGGGACAUACUGGUGUGGAGCUCAUGUCAUCACUAAAGUCAGACUCACUGUAAAAACAGAUUUCACCUUGUUAAACCUGAUUUGUGUUUCUUCAGCUCUGAUGCUGAUUGGUGGAUUCUCUCUGAUUAUGUGUAAAUUAAACCUGAAUGAGAACAUAGUGUUAUAUAAAGCAGAUGAUAAUCACUACUGACUAAUUCAAUCCCUGGAAUAAAGGUCAAAAUGUUUUUGUCCAAAUGAGGGCAACACAUAAUGUCUUCAAAGGGAUCUUUUGUCUAAGUUGUGUUGUGAAUGUUGGCAUGAGCUCAUCAUCAGAGAGAUGGGACUGGUGAAUCCAUUCUUCUGCUAAAUUAUUGUGUUUCAUCUGUACGGUAUGUUUAUUUCUCCACAUUCUGACUCCAAUUCUGGAGCAGAUCCACUUUUUUCAUCCUCUGACAAACAUCUCUACACCUACCGGAAAACAUGAAUUUUCGAGAAGUGUGAAGACUGUCAUCCAUGAUGAUACAGUCAUCUCCUGUAGGAAGGAUGUGUACUCUGUUUACUUCACUGUGAGUCACCAUACAAGACUCAGAAAGUUCCUUUGUGAUCACAGAUCGUCACACCUUACAAACAGUUGUGUUUGAAUGUUUAAAAAAUAUUUUAUAUACAAACCCGAUUCCAAAAAAGUUGGGACACUGUACAAAUUGUGAGUAAGAAAGGAAUGGAAUAAUUUACAAAU